This is a messenger RNA of Coregonus clupeaformis (lake whitefish), 1283 nucleotides long. Its product is annotated as retinal rod rhodopsin-sensitive cGMP 3',5'-cyclic phosphodiesterase subunit delta. Gene Ontology annotation, biological process: sensory perception of light stimulus. The transcript has 5 exons. The coding region runs from base 361 to 831 and encodes 156 amino acids. NCBI's taxonomy places the organism in Eukaryota, Metazoa, Chordata, Actinopteri, Salmoniformes, Salmonidae. The record is from RefSeq and is a predicted model, not a curated record. Gene Ontology annotation, cellular component: cytoplasm.
UUACUGCUAGUGUGAGGAGAGGUGAGGCGUAUCCUCAGCCAACUCCCUCCCUAGACGCCCCAUUUCAUUUGUUGUUUUGUGUGGUGCUCUGCUACGGUGCAAGUUGUUCGGACGAAUUAGCUGUCAAUCUCCGACCAAACUCUAUUUAGGGUAGGUUGAUUAAGGGAUCAGUAGGAGUUCCCAAUGAGAUUAAACCGGGAGCGGCUGCAGGUUAAUGUGAUAUUGCGAGAGUCCGCGGACUUAAUGCCAUUUUCAGGUGCAUUUACAUUAGCUUGGUAGCUAGCGUGUCAGCUAACGCUAAUUUACAUCACAAGCCACUCGUUUUUUUAGGUUGUUUUUUUUCCUCACAAGAAACUGAAGAUGUCCGACUCCGACAUAAUGUCUUCAACUGAAGAACGAGCCAAGGAGAUUCUGAAGGGUUUUAAACUAAACUGGAUGAACCUGCGUGAUGCUGAGACUGGGAAAGUGCUGUGGCAGGGAACAGAGGACCUGUCUCUUCCUGGGGUCGAACAUGAAGCUCGAGUCCCCAAGAAAAUACUCAAGUGCAAAGCUGUGUCCAGAGAGCUAAAUUUCUCUUCGUCAGAAAAGCUGGAAAAGUUCCGCCUUGAACAGAAGGUUUUCUUCAAAGGCCAAUGCUUAGAAGAAUGGUUCUUUGAGUUUGGCUUUGUGAUUCCCAACUCCACAAACACAUGGCAGUCUUUGAUAGAGGCAGCGCCAGAGUCUCAGAUGAUGCCCGCAAAUGUUUUAACUGGGAAUGUUGUUAUAGAGACCAAGUUCUUUGACGACGACCUUCACGUCAGCACCUCCCGGGUACGACUUUUCUACGUCUGAAGGGGAACACAUUUUUUAAUUUUUCCAGUCCUUGAAGGGGGGAGGACCAGGCAUACACUGCUGAUUGUUGUUUUUCAGUGGUCACAGGAGGCCACGUUCGAAGGAGUGCAUUUGUCUUCUACAGUGACAGCAGCACUAAAGAAACCAAAAUCCAACCAAGUCAUCAAGAUCACACUGGCUUCUUGGCAGACAAUUGUUUUUGUAUGUAAAUAUCUAUAUAUAUAUUGACAAUGCUCAUGACAAACAACCAUGUAAAUUAUUUUAUUUGUACAUUAUUUUUUUCCUUGUCAUUCCAGAAAUGUAACCCUAAGAUGUACACCGCUCUGUCACCUUGCAUUUUUAAUGUUUGCUUCCAGUUGAUGUUGUGGUUGCUGAUGUUCUCAUUGUUAGGAUUUUUUUUAGCUGUAACUAAAUCUGUAAAAUAGACUGUUUAUUACUACAAUUAAAAUAUG